AUGGCAUCAAAGAGAAGAUUAACUAGAGAGGAGUCGUCGGUUGUUCUGGGCGAGGAUCAGGUCGCUGAGCUGAAAGAGGCAUUUGAGUUGUUCGACAGCAACAGAACCGGUAUCAUCAAGAAGGAUGCACUGAAGACUGUGCUCAAGCAGUUCAACGUCUUUGUCACCCAAGAUCAGUUGGAUGAGAUGUUCAACGAGGCCGACGCCACCAAGUCUGGCGGUAUUGGUUUCCCAGAGUUUAUGUCCAUGAUGUCACGUCGCAUGAAGCAGACCAGCAAUGAACAGAUUCUAUUAAACGCUUUCAAGACCUUCGACCCAGAGGGAUUGGGAUACAUUCCAUCAAGUGUCAUUUCCAAGGCUCUGCUGUCCCAGGGUGAUAAGCUUAACGAGGCUGAGCUGGCUGAGUUGUUGACCAUUUGUGAGAACGAGCAGAAGCAAGUCAAGUACGAUCUAUUUGUCAACACCCUUUACGCCAAGAAG
This is a messenger RNA of Acytostelium subglobosum LB1, 480 nucleotides long. RefSeq lists its product as hypothetical. NCBI's taxonomy places the organism in Eukaryota, Evosea, Eumycetozoa, Acytosteliales, Acytosteliaceae. The record is from RefSeq and is a predicted model, not a curated record. Gene Ontology annotation, cellular component: cytoplasm; myosin II complex. The transcript is spliced from 4 exons. The annotation marks the transcript as partial. Gene Ontology annotation, molecular function: calcium ion binding; myosin heavy chain binding.